This is a messenger RNA of Myripristis murdjan (pinecone soldierfish), 3945 nucleotides long. RefSeq names its product ligase III, DNA, ATP-dependent (gene lig3). Gene Ontology annotation, molecular function: DNA ligase (ATP) activity; DNA binding; ATP binding. The transcript has 21 exons. Gene Ontology annotation, cellular component: DNA ligase III-XRCC1 complex; nucleus. Bases 136 to 3171 code for a protein of 1011 amino acids. The record is from RefSeq and is a predicted model, not a curated record. NCBI's taxonomy places the organism in Eukaryota, Metazoa, Chordata, Actinopteri, Holocentriformes, Holocentridae. Gene Ontology annotation, biological process: DNA biosynthetic process; lagging strand elongation; double-strand break repair.
GGUAACCGGAAGUGUCAUGGCGUUCCUUCCAGUUGCCGUGAGCUGCGGGCAAACAAUGAGGAGGUGUGCGGAAACUGUGAACUUAACUCAGCAAGCAUCUUCAAGGUUGUCUGUAAUCCAUCAUCACUAAUCUGGAUGCAGAAACUCUUUAUGUUCUUGGCUCAUAAGACUAUUUACCUAGGGCUGCAACCUCUCGGACAAUUUGUCAGGUGUCAUCUUCUGUGGAAAGUGUGUAGAGCUCAUUCCAUCUCUUUAUGCUUCCAAGUUGUGCCUCCAUUUAGACACAAGUCUCAUUCUUUGAGGGAAAGUCGCCAUUUUCUCUUGGGGCACAGUAAACACAGACUCAUCCAAGACGUCCCUCACAGGCUUUCCCAGCGUCAUUGUUUCUCUGACCAGCCAGACAUGGCAGACCAGAGGUUCCUUGUGGAGUACGCCAAGCGCGGCACCGCGGGGUGUAAGAAAUGCAAGGACAAGAUCCAGAAGGGCAUAGUGCGCAUCGGGAAGAUUGUGCCAAACCCUUUCAGCGAGUCUGCAGGGGAGAUGAAAGAGUGGUAUCAUGUGAAGUGUAUAUUUGAGAAGCUGGAGAGGGCAAGGGCCACCACCAAGAAGAUUGAGGACAUCACAGAUCUGGAGGGCUGGGAAGAGCUGCAGGAUGAGGACAAAGAACUCAUAAAUAAACAUGUUUCAGACCUGAUGACCAAAGUCAACGCAAGUCCAAAAAAGAAAGUGCAGGCCAAGCUAAACACCAGUGGGCAGCUCAUGUCUCCUCCUGGUGACCCGUCCACAAACGCCCCGCGCAAGUUCUCAGGCUUCACUGCUGCGAAGGCUGGGAGCUCCAGCAGCCCGGGACCUUCCUCCUCCCCGGCCAAAGCCAGCCAGGGCAGCCCCCUGUCAGCCCAGCUCUGUGACCGGAAGCACAAGGACUGCCUCUUCCGAGAGUUUCGCAAGCUGUGCGCCAUGGUGGCCGACAAGAACAGCUACAACGUCAAGACGCAGAUCAUCGAGACCUUCCUGAAGAAAGGCUCCGGGGGAGAUAAGUUCCACGGAGAUCUUUACCUCACGGUGAAGCUGCUGCUGCCGGGCGUGGUGAAGAGCGUCUACAACCUCAACGACAAACAGAUCGUCAAACUUUUCAGCCGCAUCUUUAAGUGCAACCAGGACGCCAUGGUGCGAGAUCUGGACCAGGGGGAUGUGUCUGAGACGGUGAGGAUGUUCUUCGAAGAGAGUAAAUCAUUUCCCCCGGCUACGAAGAGCCUCCUGACCAUUCAGGAGGUGGACGCAUCGCUGACCUCCCUGGCCCAGCUGACCAAGGAGGACGACCAGCAGAAGGAGCUGGAGGAUAUCGCCAAAAAAUGCACCAGCAAUGACCUGAAAUGUAUCAUUCGUCUUAUCAAGCAUGACUUGAAGAUGAAUGCCGGAGCAAAGCACGUCUUGGAUGCUGUGGAUCCAAAUGCUUACGAUGCCUUCAAGGCCUCUCGUAACCUGGGCGACGUGAUCGAGCGGGUGUUGAGGAACCAGCAGGAGGCGUCCAACGGCUCCGGGCCCAGGAAGCUCCUCACUGUUGAGGCCUCGCUCAUGACCCCCGUCCAGCCCAUGCUGGCAGAGGCAUGUAAGUCCAUCGAGCACGCCAUGAAGAAAUGCCCCAACGGGAUGUAUUCUGAGAUAAAGUACGACGGAGAGCGCGUGCAGGUCCACAAGAACGGAGACACCUUCAGCUACUUCAGCCGCAGCCUGAAGCCGGUGCUACCUCACAAAGUGGUUCAUUUUAAAGAAUACAUCCCCCAGGCUUUUCCCGGCGGCCACAGUAUGAUAUUGGACGCUGAAGUCCUCCUCAUCGACACCAAGACCAGCAAACCCCUGCCCUUUGGAACCCUGGGUGUUCACAAGAAAGCAGCCUUCCAAGAUGCCAACGUGUGCCUUUUCGUCUUUGACUGCAUCUACUUCAACGGCGUGAGUCUCAUGGAGAGGCCGCUGUGUGAACGCAGGAAGUUUCUGCAUGACAACAUGGUCGAAGUCCCCAACAGGAUCCUGUUCUCAGAAAUGAAGCACGUCACUAGGGGUGCAGACCUGGCUAACAUGAUCACCCGGGUGAUUAGGGAGGGACUCGAAGGCCUGGUGCUGAAAGACAUCAAGGGCACCUAUGAACCAGGGAAGCGUCACUGGCUGAAGGUGAAGAAGGACUACCUGAACGAAGGGGCGAUGGCCGACACAGCGGACCUGGUGGUGCUGGGAGCUUUCUUCGGAAAAGGCUCCAACGGAGGCAUCAUGUCCAGUUUUCUAAUGGGCUGUUACGACCCCGACUCCAAGAAGUGGUGCACAGUCACCAAGUGCUCCGGAGGCUACGAUGACGCCACGCUGGCCCGGCUCCAGAACGAGCUGGACGUGAUCAAAAUCAGCAAGGAGCCGAGCAAAAUCCCCGGCUGGUUGAAAAUCAUCAAGAACUAUUAUCCAGAUUUCAUUAUCCGCGAUCCUGAGACAGCACCGGUGUGGGAGAUCACAGGUGCCGAGUUCUCCAAGUCGGAGAUGCACACAGCUGACGGCAUCUCCAUCCGCUUUCCCCGCAUGACCCGUAUCCGUGACGACAAGGACUGGAAGAGCGCCACCAACCUGCACCAGCUCAGAGAGCUGUACCGCCUGUCCAAGGAGAACAGCGACUUUCAGGUGACAGCCGGGCCGUCCAAAUCAAACGAUGACAGGGGCUCAUCAGGGGGGGACAGCGGGGGAAACUCCCCGUCCUCCUCCUCCCAUGGAAGUGCCACGCCCAAGAAGACCAGCAACAGCAGCACGCCCAAACCAAAGGCGGUGAAAUCCGAACCUCGCUCUCCUCUCCCAGGAGGACCCAGUGCAAAGAAGGUGAAGAAAUGUGAAAGUGUUCACAGCAAUGGACAAACCAAGCCCAAGGCAAGCUCUCAUGUGUUGGAGCCGAGCAGUGACAAGACGCUGCUGGACAUCUUCAGCGGGGUGAAGCUCUUCCUGCCCAGCUCCGUCGAGGACUUUAACAAACUGAAACGAUACUUCGUGGCGUACGACGGAGACCUCGUACCGGACUACGACGCCGCCUCGGCCACGCACACGCUGGCCGAGCCCGAAGACGACAGCCAGGCCAAGAGAGUGACGCCCAGCUGGAUCUGGGAGUGUAUCCGCAAGAGGCGUGUCGUGCCCCCCUGUUGAUGGGACUCUUCACCUACCCGGCAACACAAAAAAAAACUACUUUUUAUAUGCUGCAUUAUGAACCAAUGCAUACUAGUAUAACUAACACACGUGUGUUAUUCUAAAUACACGCUCAGCUAUAUGAACUUGGCUGGGUGUUGUGGUGCAAACACACAUCAGACUUCUGAACUCUGAUCAGGCUUUGGUAAGAUAACACUUCCCACACUUUGGGAUCAGGAUAGACUCUGUGCACAUGGUCAGCUACACUAUGUUUUCAGCCACUGAUACUUUUAUUUAUUGGUUUCAAGCCCUGUUUGAUGUGUGGACUUGCAAACCAAGACGGUUUACAUUUCAUGUUUUUGGUUUGUGCAGCGAUCAUCAUGUAAAUGACGUAGAUGUCACGGCUUCAUAAUCAUGAAUUGUUUUUUUUUUUGUUUUUGUUUUUUUUGAACAGGAGCACAUCACAACUGAAUGUGUUGCAGAGGUAGAGUUUGUGUGUGUCUAGUAGAAAUUGAGGUAAAGUCAAAUAUAGUUAAUGCAAGUAGACGUGUUUGUACAGCAGGAGACAUUUCACAAAGAGAUGUUCCAGAGCGGUACAAAUCACAGAACUGGGAAAAUGAGUAGGUAGUCUAAAUGAGAGAAUUGUUUUCUCCCUUUUUGCGUUCUUCUGUUUUUACUGCCAGAUUGAAAAUUGAUCCAAGACAUUUUUUUACCCCAGUGCAAGGACUGAAGCAAUGUGCAGUCGAAAAUAUUGGAAACACUGAUGAGGAUAAUAAACAAUUCUCAGUAAUGUCA